Molecule: messenger RNA, 223 nt
Organism: Racocetra fulgida
Lineage: Eukaryota; Fungi; Glomeromycota; Glomeromycetes; Diversisporales; Gigasporaceae
Source: the annotation of a GenBank genome assembly
CUCUUGAUAUAGAUGAAGAAAUUGGUUCAAAAGAAGAGGAUGAAGAUAGUGAAAUUGAUGAAUCUACAAUAAAAGUAUGGAACUCUAGUUACUAUUCAUGGACAAGACUCUUAGAAUUAAAAGAUGCAAUAACAUGGUUAGCAUCCGUGUUGCCCUUAAAGAAAGAAAAAGAAAAUAAAAGAGACAGUCAAAAAUUGUCUCAUUUACUAUUAAAAGAUUAUGA